Triticum urartu is the source of this 1555-nucleotide messenger RNA. RefSeq names its product GDSL esterase/lipase At5g45910. The record is from RefSeq and is a predicted model, not a curated record. Gene Ontology annotation, molecular function: hydrolase activity, acting on ester bonds. Lineage: Eukaryota; Viridiplantae; Streptophyta; Magnoliopsida; Poales; Poaceae.
GCAGUUAUAAAGCAGGCGCCACACAAGCAAAGGAUCCCAUCUUUCCCUCUCUCUCUCCCGCAGCACAUGCGCGUCGCCCGCCGACACCCACACCCACAGCAGCGGCAGCGGCAAUGGAGCAUCGGGGCCUGCUUCUCGUCCUCGUCGCGGCGGCGUGCCUCUCGGGCGGCGCCCACGCCAGGCACGCCAAGAAGUCGUACGGGGCCGUCUUCAGCUUCGGGGAUUCGCUCUCCGACGCCGGCAACCUCAUCGUCGACGGCAUCCCCAAGUCGCUCACCACCGCGCGGUCGCCCUACGGCAUGACCUUCUUCGGCCGCCCCACCGGCCGCUGCUCCAACGGCCGCGUCGUCGUCGACUUCCUCGCCGAGCACUUCGGGCUGCCCCUGCCGCCGGCGUCGCAGGCGCAUGGCAAGGACUUCAAGAAGGGGGCCAACUUCGCCAUCACGGGCGCCACGGCGCUGGAGUACUCCUUCUUCAAGGCCCACGGCAUCGACCAGCGCAUCUGGAACACCGGCUCCAUCAACACCCAGAUCGGCUGGCUCCAGAAGAUGAAGCCGUCGCUCUGCAAAUCGGAGAAAGAGUGCAGGGACUACUUCAGCAAGUCCCUGUUCGUGGUGGGAGAGUUCGGGGGGAACGACUACAACGCUCCUCUCUUCUCCGGCGUCGCCUUCUCCGAGGUGAAGACCUACGUGCCGCUGGUCGCCAAGGCCAUCGCCAACGGCGUCGAGAAAUUGAUCGAGCUUGGCGCGACGGACCUGUUGGUGCCUGGAAUUCUUCCGAUCGGGUGCUUCCCGUUGUACCUGACUCUCUACAACAGCAGCAAGAAGUCCGACUACAACGCGCGCACGGGGUGCCUCCGGAGAUACAACCGUCUGGCCUUCCACCACAACAGGGAGCUCAAGCAGCAGCUCGACGCGCUUCAGAAGAAGUACCCGAAGACCAAAAUCAUGUACGGCGACUACUUCAAAGCCGCAAUGCAGUUCGUCGUGAGCCCUGGAAAAUUCGGCUUCAGCACGGCAUUGCAGGCGUGCUGCGGCGCCGGAGGGACGGGCGCCUACAACUUCAACCUGAAGAAGAAGUGCGGCGAGGCGGGCGCGAGCGUGUGCUCCAACCCGUCGGCGUACGUGAGCUGGGACGGCAUCCACAUGACCGAGGCCGCCUACCGCAUGGUGGCCAACGGCUGGCUCAACGGCCCCUACGCCUCUCCCCCGAUCAUGAAGUGAGAGUCGACAUGGCUGGCCCUUAGCCGUGUACCUAUGUAUGUAACGUCGCUGCUGCUGCUGAUGGUGAUGGAGGGAUCGGUGACAUGCGGAGCGCUUCAGGCGCUGGAGAUGUUAAGUUAUGAUAUGAUGGGAGGUUGUAUAAACCGUGCCGGUAUAGAUAUGUUUUCCAGCUGAAAAGCUCUAGUAGUAGUACAGAUGUACGUACCUUGUAUGACAUGCUACCUGAUUCUUCUUAUUCAUUUACCAAGACUUGCAUAAGAAUAAGUUAUUAAAUAUUAUGGGGACAAGAGGAUGGGAAAAUUGCGCAUUUGCGCUCCCUGAACCGCGCUUUU